Pelagomonas calceolata is the source of this 1283-nucleotide messenger RNA. The record is from the annotation of a GenBank genome assembly. Lineage: Eukaryota; Pelagophyceae; Pelagomonadales; Pelagomonadaceae.
GCCUGGGAUCCGCUGCCCCACGGCGCGCCAUCGCCGCGAACGUCCCAGCAGCAUGGACCGCGUCCUCGCCUGCUUCGCGACGACGGCCGAGGACGUCGCCGCCAUGGUCUGCGGCAGCUUUAGUCACAUGGUCCCCCAGGCCUCGGAGCGCUGGCAGCGGCCGGCCGUGAAGGCACUCGUGCGCACGAUCCACCAGGAGUUGUGCGACCCGGAGCUCCUGGGGCGGCUGGCCCCGGUCUGCAAGGAACUCGGGACGGCGGCCGUCGACGAGGCGACGCGGAUGCUAGCAGGCAUCGACCUGCCCGUCGUCGAGGUCAUGCCGGAAGAACGCGUCCUCACGGACCGGAGCCACCGGCCGAAACCAUCCCAGAAACGGCCGCGGGGCCUCUUUCCGCGGGUAGCCUGCCUGCGCGUCCUCGAGGGGGUUCGGAUACGAUGUGACGUGAAUGAGCUUUCAGAAAGACUCCGGGCGCUGGGCGCGGCGCUGGUGGCGGGGGACCCGGACCUCGUCGUUUCGCGUGAUGAAGCGCCUUCAACAGAGUGGGACGACGACGACCGUUUGAUAGGACCCGUCGGCGUCGGGGCCGACAUGCUGCGUUUUUUUGUCUUGGACCCCUGGGUGUCGGAGGAGCGCACGAUCAAAAGCGGCGCCGACCUUUCUGAGGAGGAGGUGCGCGAGCUGGUCGACGGCGGCCGGUCGAGUGCGACCCGGCGCCCGACCUGGACCGCGGAGCACGUCCGGGCCUGGGGGACGGAGGGCGCGCACGGGCUCCCGAACUGGCAGGACUUGACUUUAAGGGUUCACACGCACGUACGGAGCGGUGAUAGGGUUUACGAGUGGAAUUAUGGGCUGGGCGAUAAUGAUUAUGGCUCCUACCACUACGCACCUCAAAAGCUGCCGCGGUCGGCGUCCUUCUACUUCUGCAGGAACAACGAUGGAGAUAGAGGUCGCGUCGAGGCCGACUGGCCCGACGAGUGCGACGAAGCCGCCGUCAAUGCGAUCAUCUGGUGUAUUGAUGCGGAUCUCAAGAAUGUGGAGUGCACGCCGCUCGUGAGGUUUGAAAAUCCCGAGUUCCAGCACUUCGCGCACAAGGUCGGCUCGUGGGAUUGUUUGAGGAAGCGGCGCGCGGCCUGGGCGGCGCGGCUUGAAUUAAUUCGCGCGUGCGAGGUCUCGGAGGACGGGGGCCGCAUGGAGGCCGACGAGUACGGCCCGGCCGCGGCAUUGGUGCGGGGCAUAUCGGUCCAGCACUUCCGGGCGUCGCCCUACUACUGAGUAAGACUAU